Molecule: messenger RNA, 616 nt
Organism: Oryza sativa Japonica Group (Japanese rice)
Lineage: Eukaryota; Viridiplantae; Streptophyta; Magnoliopsida; Poales; Poaceae
Product: small ribosomal subunit protein eS21-like
Biological process (GO): endonucleolytic cleavage to generate mature 3'-end of SSU-rRNA from (SSU-rRNA, 5.8S rRNA, LSU-rRNA); translation; endonucleolytic cleavage in ITS1 to separate SSU-rRNA from 5.8S rRNA and LSU-rRNA from tricistronic rRNA transcript (SSU-rRNA, 5.8S rRNA, LSU-rRNA)
Cellular component (GO): cytosolic small ribosomal subunit; ribosome
Molecular function (GO): structural constituent of ribosome
Source: RefSeq, a predicted model, not a curated record
GACAGUGGGCCCAGGGCUGCUGCUGAAACUAAGGUUUUUUUUUCUCCGAGUCAUCUCGCCUCCUCUCGCGGUCUCGCCCUCCAAACGCCGCCGCCGCCGCCGCCGCCGCCGCUCUCUUCGGUCUCUCUUCCCUUCUCUCCGGGAGAUCAGUUGCUGUUGUGGUGUUUUCUUCAUCUACCGUCAUCAUGCAGAACGAGGAGGGUCAGAUGGUGGACCUCUACGUCCCCAGGAAGUGCUCGACCACCAACAGGAUCAUCACCGCCAAGGACCAUGCCUCGGUCCAGAUCAACAUUGGGCAUGUGGAUGAGAAUGGGCUGUACGAUGGCCGCUUCACCACGUUUGCUCUCUCUGGGUUCAUCCGUGCUCAGGGAGACGCCGACAGUGCUCUGGAUAGGCUGUGGCAGAAGAGGAAGGCUGAGGUCAAGCAGCAGUAGAUGUUGCUACUAGUUUUACCUGUAAGAACUCGUUUCGAUUUCAUGUCUCUAGCUACUUGAUACAAUGCCUGUUAUUUCAGCUGGUACUCUGAAAGCUUUAAGGCUUGACUUUCCUGGGGUAAAUCCUGAUAAUGUGCCAUCCGAGUUGAAGCUUUUUAUCACAAAAUCUGUUUCUUGAUGCA